Molecule: messenger RNA, 1529 nt
Organism: Musa acuminata AAA Group (dessert banana)
Lineage: Eukaryota; Viridiplantae; Streptophyta; Magnoliopsida; Zingiberales; Musaceae
Product: dof zinc finger protein 1
Exons: 2
Coding region: 178-1065 (295 amino acids)
Biological process (GO): regulation of DNA-templated transcription
Molecular function (GO): DNA-binding transcription factor activity; DNA binding
Source: RefSeq, a predicted model, not a curated record
GAACAGAAUCAUCCACCUCUCAAAAGGAUACGAGAGACAGUAACCACAUAUCAAUCCAUCCUUGUCCCAAGCCAUCAUCUUGCAUUCCAGUCCGGAGAACAGCUUCUUCUUCUUCUUCUUCUUCUUCUUCUUCUUCCUUCUCUUGUUUGGUGUUUUGGAUCAUCUGUGAGGCUUCGCAUGGAUGCUAACCAGUGGCAUCAGGGCAUAGGGCUGGUGAAGCCCAUGGAGGCUCAGUUUGCUUCCUCCACGACUGAAGCCACCACUUCAACUAGCAGGUGCACCACUACCAGGCCACAGGUGACGGAAAGGAGGCCAAGGCCACACAAGGAGAAGGUCCUCAACUGCCCUAGGUGCAACUCCACCAACACCAAGUUCUGCUACUACAACAACUACAGCCUCACCCAACCCAGGUACUUCUGCAAGAGCUGCAGGAGGUAUUGGACCGAGGGUGGAACGCUCAGGAACGUCCCUGUGGGUGGUGGAUCAAGAAAGAACAAGAGAAACUUCGUCUCCUCUGCCGCCACCAACUCUUCCUCCUCUUCCCCCAUCAUAGCACCCACAGCCACUGCAUCAACUUCCAGAAAGUUGCAUGCUGAUCUCAUCCCUCCAUACAUCUCGCUCUCCGCCAGCUCCGAAGCACCAAAGUUCCACGAGGGGCAGGACCUCAACUUGGCCUUCCGCCAACAGGACCUCCCUGAGUACAACUACCCCAACCUAGAAAGCAGCAGUGCCAUCAACAACACAUAUUUCUCUGCCAUGGAACUACUCAAGAGUGAGAUGACUGCAAGAGGCCUCGGGCCUUUCAUGCCGAUGACAGAGUACCCGACGGGAUUCGCACUGCAAGAAUUCAGGCCUCCUACUCUUAGUUUUCCUUUGGAUGGAAUCGGCGGCAGGGCUGGAUACGGGAGCUUGCCGGUGGUUGAGGAGAGCGCUGGUGGUAAGCUGCCGUUUCCUCUCGAGGACCUGAAGCCGGUAGUCCCAUCAAACAGUGUUGCGGACCAGUUUGAGCAGAAUCGGGGACAAGGUGGUGAUCCUCCAGGGUUUUGGAAUGGUAUCAUUGGAUGAGGAGGCUCACAGUCGAUAGAAGUAUGUUUUUGCUCAUCCAAAUUAAUUCUUGAUGGCGAUGUUGGAUCACUCUGUUUGCAGCUGCUCAGACCUAACAUAAGACAGAUGAAACCUAAGUCUCUUCUCUUCGAUUCCCAUUUUUUUCCUUCACUUCUUUUAGCUGUUCUAUAUGUGAAGCUUCAUUUUAUGUUGGCUUCAACAGGUUGUCUUAACAAGUAGAAGACUCUGAUCGUGUGGUGAUGGAAAGACCCCUUUUUCUUUUUCCUUUAAUUUUCUUUACUGCAGGGCAAAAAAAAUGAAAAAGAAAAAAAACAGCUAUAUAUGUAAGCAUACAGAUUGCCUGAUUAAGAAACAAGAAAUGGAGUUCCUGUGAUGUUUGAUAACACCAUUGCCAAGUUUGUAUGCACUGUGGAGUACUACUUUACUGCAAUGAAUACAAAGCACUGGAUGAAGUAUUUAUGUGA